ACAUAUGUCUGGAUUCAUGAUAGUUUUCCAUCCAUGAGAUUUUUGUGGAAGUUCUGUAGGCUACUGUAGUAACGCAUCUGUUCCACUAGGGGGACUACAGUUUGAUGAAGCUGCUGUAGUAACGCAUCUGUUCCACUAGAGGGACUACAGUUUGAUGAAGCUGCUAUGAGCAAAUGACUGAACAUUAGCGACACUGUUUUAGUUGUUUUGCUUUUUCCAGUGAGAAUGUAAACAGCACCAAUUGUUGUAUACUUAAUCUCUAUAUACUUAUGGCAGUUAUGUGUAAUGUUAAUUAGGAUGUCUUGGCAUUUUUCUAAAUCAUGGCAGUAUAAUAGGCUGUUAAGGUGGAUCAAAUUUGGAACCAGUCACACAGCCACAGCACACAGCAAUUGGCAGCCAUUGUGCUUGCUGACAAUUCAUUUCUUUCCAGGUUUGUACACCGGAAGGCCUCAGUCAUUAUGUGGCUGAAAUUUGAAGUUACUUGACUAAUGCAUGCUUCCACAGCGUGCACAUUGAGGUUAGAGGACAGUCUGGAGAAACUUUAACUGGAAUUGAGAUUAUUAAACUGACCUGUCAUCUCAAUGAUUCAUUAUUUUCUCCUUACUUUUCACGCUUCAGUUUACUGGCUACUAACUGUUUUCUGUUGUAGUUGCCCAGUAACCCUUUGUCUGCAGUGGAAGACUGACAUUUAGAAACAUGAAAAAUUGGAGUAUAGCGGAGAAAAUCAUUUUUGGAGUAUUUGCAUGAUUGACACUGGCUUUCCCACGCACUGUGGUCGUUUCCUUUGAAUAAUAUUAUUUCUGUGGGGACAAGUCUGUUAACUUACGUUUAUGAUAACAAUGUAAGCUUAAGUAAGUAACUAUGGUUAAUGUUUACUCAAAUUCAUUUUAAAUAGCAUAUCAAAGCAUAAUCGGAACUGGUUAUACAGUACCAAUUGCUCUCAUCUCUUGAAACAUUCAUUCAAUAACGUGUGGGCUUACGUUUACAUCACGUGGCUCCGAAAUUUGACUGGGGGCUGUAGCUCUUUUACGCUAGUAGGCAAACUUCGUCUUGAACUGUUAAAUACCUGAGGAUCGUCAACUUUCCCGCAUUUACAGUGAAAACGUCUACUCGAGCCAGACCAUCAUAAAGUGGUUUCCCUGCUCCCAGGCGUUCUUUGGUUUUGCGCUCAGCAGCCGCACCAGCCUUAAUGACUAUAACCAACUGCAAAUUGGACUUGAGCGCUGAUGGACGGAGUAAUUGCAAAAUAUGAGCUGUCGCACGAGAACCAUUAUGAUAUCGGGACCGAACUCAUGUGCAGCGAUCGGACUUGUAUAAUUGAUAGGAGUAGAACUUCACCAAGCCCAUAGAGACGGCCCACAAACUGCAUGUGCACAGGAUGACACUGGGAAAUUAGAAAAAGUCUUGCUGUUACUAGUUUCUCCAAGUCCCCCACCCUCUCUCCCACUGCCUCAGCUAUGCUACCAAAAGAACACAACAGUGAAGGCAAGGCAGCCAAAACGAUUCAAUAUGAAAAGAAUGCGAACCACGAAGCCGCCAAGAAAGAGAGGGAAGUUCAAUAUGUGGACCCGCCAGAUGGAGGAUGGGGUUGGAUGGUGGUUCUACACUGUUUUUUGGUGAAUGUUCUGGUCAUGGGAACUCUGAAGAGCUUUGGCAUCUUUUUUGUGGCGUUCCAAGAUGAGUUUGGAGGCUCAGCUGAAAGCAUCAGCUGGAUCGGCUCCAUUAUGUCAAGCCUCAGGCUAUCUGGAGGUCCGAUUGCCUCUGUGGCAUGUGCCAAGCUGGGAAACCGUGCGACCUCCAUCAUGGGAGCUGUUUUUGUUACUGUAGGCUUCCUUGUGAGCAUGUUUGCUACAAAUGUUGCCUUCUUAUAUGUCAGCAUGGGUCUGAUUGUGGGUAUAGGUUUUGCUUUCCUGUACCAAGCCAGCUCUGUUGUCACGGCAACAUACUUCCGGAAGAGGCUGGCCACAGCGUAUUCCAUUGGCCGCUCAGGGAUGGGCUUGACUUUCGCUCUCGCUCCUUUCACACAGCUUCUUCUGGACCACUACGCUUGGCAAGGAGCUCUGUUGAUCUUGGGGGGUCUUAUGCUGAACCUGGUGGCCUCAGGGAUGCUUCUGAGACCAAUCAACGUGAGGCCCUCCAUCUCAUCGCCUCCUUCCUCGCCUUCAAUCCAAAAAGGCCAGUGUGCCAUUUUAAACGGACAAGAAAAGGAACCACUUAAGAACGGCGUGAAUGGGUCGUCACCCUUGGCCAAUGGGAUCGCCAAAGCAGACUCGUCUCCGUCCACUACCUGGGGCCCAGAGAUAGUAGCCCAGGGGCGUAAAACUCUGACCAAUGUGGAAGUUUCACAGCCAGUCCAUAAUGGAGUGAAUGGGCUAGAAGGCGAUUGCUGCAAGACAGGGGAUGCUCCUUUGGAGCGUAAUGGAGGUUCUGCUGGGACAGAUGCUGCCUUGCGUGAGAGAGCCUCCAAUGAAAACUCACCCAAAAAAGACACCCAAAAUUCAUCCAAAGCUUUGGACUUUUCUCUCCUGAAGAACCCUUUCUUCUGCAUUUACACCUGGUCUCUGGUCUUCAGUCAGCUAGCCUACUUCAUCCCCUAUUUCCACCUGUCAGCACGAGCUAGGAAUCUUGGCAUUGAACCCAUGGAUGCCUCGUUCAUCAUCUCCUUAGCAGGGAUCACAGAGACAAUGGCUCAGCUGGCAUCAGGCUGGUUGGCAGACCGGAACUUCUUCCAUAAGUACCAUUACCACAAAGCCUACCUGAUCCUCUGUGGUGUGGUCAACCUGCUCUCUCCGCUGGCCACGACCUACUUCCACCUGAUAGUGUACGCGGUCUUCUUCGCCAUCUUCUGCGGAGGCUAUAUGGCCCUACUGCUGCCUGUUCUGGUAGAUCUGGUGGGAUCUGAGAAAGUCAACAACUCGAUGGGCUUUUCCAUGUUUUUCGUGGGGCUUGGAUGCCUCACGGGCCCUCCGCUCGCAGGUUUCCUGUAUGACUACACCCAGACCUAUGACUGCUCUUUCUACCUGGCGGGCGUGUGCUACCUGCUGUCCUCCGUCUCUCUCUUCCUGGAGCCCCUGGCACGGAGAUGGCACGAAAGGAGGACAGACAAAGACAAAGACACGAGGACGGAGCCCGGAGGGAAACUCAAUGGCUGUUUCUGCCCAGAGCCCCUCAGGAAUGGUGUUGUCUAACAGAUGGGGGGGGGGGGGGGG
Messenger RNA from Clupea harengus (Atlantic herring), 3209 nucleotides. RefSeq names its product solute carrier family 16 member 4 (gene slc16a4). Gene Ontology annotation, biological process: transmembrane transport; monocarboxylic acid transport. The record is from RefSeq and is a predicted model, not a curated record. Lineage: Eukaryota; Metazoa; Chordata; Actinopteri; Clupeiformes; Clupeidae. Gene Ontology annotation, molecular function: monocarboxylic acid transmembrane transporter activity.